Lolium perenne is the source of this 756-nucleotide messenger RNA. Lineage: Eukaryota; Viridiplantae; Streptophyta; Magnoliopsida; Poales; Poaceae. The record is from RefSeq and is a predicted model, not a curated record.
AUGUCGGUCCUGGUGCGCUUGGGCGUCGUGGGCACGGGCUGGCUAGGGCUGUGCAGUGCAUCAUCUUGCAGGGGAAAGGCUGGUGGAAACACAGCAGAAAAUCUGACACAAAACAGUGAAGAAAUCGCUCAAAAUGAGCCAAGUUCAAAUUCUGGAGAAAGUGACAAAACUGGCGCGCGAUCCCAUGGUGAUCCUCCUUGUACCUCAUCUGACGUGCUUGCCGAUCCCGAGGUGGCCAGGUCCGCUGCUGCUCCCGAGGCAUCGUCAUCCACUCCUGUGAGCUCCCGCGCGCGCCAGCCACGCGAGCCCCUCGUCUAUUCGCAGCAUCAUCGGUCGCCGCCGCGGGCCCCGCAGCGGUCCCCGUCUCCUGCACCCGUUAGCGACCACACGCCAGCCAACACGCAUGCAAGCUGCAGCAGCACGCCUGGCGACUGCACGCCCGACAACAGCAGCAGCAUGCAGCGCUCCGACAACAGCAGCAUGCGUGCUCUGUCCCCGCCUGCUGCUGUGUCUCCGGCAGGAUCCGGCCAAUCAGUUGCCAUACAAUCAUUGGCUAUCUCUGAUCCCAAUGAUGAUUCUGAUGCUGACAAUACUGAUGCUGAAAACAAUGCAGAUUCUGGUGCAAAUUCUCCCAGAUCUUGUGUGCAUUCCCCUGCUGCAGUAUCUCAUGUGGCUCGUGUUCAAACUCGGCUACAAAAAGGUAUCAAAAAUCCGAAAGUUUAUAUUGAUGGCACUAUAAGUUACCAGCUCUUCUGA